AUGGGCGCCGAGAUUGGCGCGACAACUUCGAUGUUCCCCUAUGACGACCAUAUGGGCGCAUACCUGAGGGCGACCGACCGAGGCGGCAUCGUACCUCACGCAGAGGCAAACAAGCACCUGCUAGAGCCUGACGCCGAAGUGGAGGCAAACCCCGAAGCACAUUACGAUCGCGUCGUGCGCCUCGACUUGUCGACACUUGAGCCGCACAUGGUAGGUCCGCACUCCCCUGACCGCGCUCGCCCCAUAUCACAGCUUGCAGCGGAGGUCGCCGACAGCAGCAACCAGUUCGUGGACGCCAUUUCUAGUGCACUCAUCGGAAGCUGCACUAAUUCGUCAUACGAGGAUAUGAGCCGCGCUGCCGACGUCGCGGAGCAGGCGAAAGCCAGGGGCGUCGCAACUGCCGUGCCGUUCAUGGUGACGCCAGGCUCCGAGCAGGUUCGCGCAACCAUUGAACGCGACGGGCAGAUGGCAUCCCUGCUCGACAUCAAUGGCACCGUGCUUGCAAAUGCCUGUGGUCCCUGCAUCGGUCAGUGGCGACGAUCCAACGAGGCGAAUUCACAACCGAACACCAUCGUCACUUCCUAUAACCGCAACUUCCCGCGCCGCAAUGACGGCACCCCAACCACGAUGAACUUCAUCGCCAGCCCUGAAAUCGUAACGGCUAUGGCAAUCGCCGGAACCCUCUCAUUCAACCCCCUCACCGAUACUCUUAAGGACAGCGAGGGCAACGAGUUCAUGUUCGAGCCCGCCCAGUGCUGCGCCCGAAGUGCCUGA
Molecule: messenger RNA, 774 nt
Organism: Geodia barretti
Lineage: Eukaryota; Metazoa; Porifera; Demospongiae; Tetractinellida; Geodiidae
Source: the annotation of a GenBank genome assembly